AUGAAGAGCAGGCCAGCAAAAGUCAUCCACGACUAUCUUAUUCCCAUGCCGUCCCAUCUACUCACCACGACGCUGUCUGAUCUCUUGCACACACCGCUUGCCUCGGGGUCGUCGAUGGUGAUGGAGGGGAGGACUUUGCCGCAGGGCCAUCACUUGGUGUACUUCCCGCUGCAGACGCCGGCUUCGGGACUUGCUAGUGAUGGCGCGGAUCAGGAUCAUGCGCCCGACGAGGAGUUUACGAAGAGGCUGUGGGCUGGGGGGGAGGUGCGGUUUGGGGGGAGGAGGCUGGUGCUGGAUGGGAGGCCGUGGGUUUGUAAGGAGGAGAUUGGAGAUGUGAGAGUUAAAGGGGAGGGAUGGGAAGAGAAGGUUUUUGUUGAUGUGUGGAGGAGGUAUGGAUUGGGGCAUGAUGGUGAUGCUGGGGAGUGGGAUAUCGAGGAGAGGAGGACGCUGGUGUUUAUGCGUAAGACGGAGCAUCAGGAUCAGGGGCCUGGUGGACGGCUUGUCAAGUAUGCUCAUCCCCCUACACAUUCGGCCUCUCUCAUCCCCACACCAACGCAUCUCUUCCACUUCUCGGCUCUCACGUACAACGCCCACUCCAUCCACAUCGACCCUCUCUACGCGAAAUCCCAGGACGGACACCGCGCAUUGCUCGUUCACGGGCCAUUAUCACUGGCACUCAUGCUCCGCGUCCUAAACGACCAUGUUGCGCCAAAGGAUGGCGGCGGAGUGGUCAAGUCUAUUGCGUAUAGAAAUUAUGCGCCGUUGUAUGUUGGUGAGGAGAUGAAAGUUUGUGUAAGACGGACGAAGGGUAAUGCAACUAAGGAGGAAGAGGAAUGGGAUGUUUGGAUCGAAGGGCCUGAGGGGGGAUUGGCUGUGAAGGGCAGUGUGGUUGUGGGAGCGAAGUAA
Trichoderma virens Gv29-8 is the source of this 906-nucleotide messenger RNA. RefSeq lists its product as uncharacterized. Gene Ontology annotation, molecular function: (3R)-hydroxyacyl-[acyl-carrier-protein] dehydratase activity. NCBI's taxonomy places the organism in Eukaryota, Fungi, Ascomycota, Sordariomycetes, Hypocreales, Hypocreaceae. The record is from RefSeq and is a predicted model, not a curated record. Gene Ontology annotation, cellular component: mitochondrion. The coding region runs from base 1 to 906 and encodes 301 amino acids. The transcript has 2 exons.